UCUCCCUUAUACUAGUUUCAGGCGUUAUCUAUCAAUUGCUAAUAUUGGCUGUUGAAAGCAAAAGUUAAAUCCCUAAUUUGGGGAGAAAAACCCUAAUUUGGUGAUUACCGUAAAUUAUAAGCUUGGUUUGUUUCGUCUCAAAACUCUGAGAGUUGAUACACAGAGACAUUCUUCUCCAUCAUUCGAUCGAUCAAAUGUCGCUUUUAAGGUUCAGGUUUGGUUCUUCUUCUUCUUCUUCUUCUUCUUCUUCUUCUUCUUCUUCUAUUCCCACUUUUAUUAUUCCCUUGUUCUCAAGGCGAUUAUACUCUCACUCUACAUUCAUUCCCAAUCAUGAUAUUGCGGUUAAAAAUGCUGCUUCCUCAUUCCAUUACAUGCUCUGUAAGAAUCCUACCCCAUCCAUUGUUCGAUUUAACAGGAUUUUAACUUCCCUUGUUAAGACUAAAAACCAUUACACCACUGCUAUUUCCCUUUAUCGUCAAAUGGAAUUCAAGGGGAUUACCCCUAACUUAAUUACUUUUAAUAUAUUGAUAAACUGUUAUUGUCACCUAACUCAUCAAAUUACUUUUUCCUUUUCUGUAUUGGGAAAGAUUCUCAAGUUGGGUUAUCACCCAGAUACUAUAACCUUCACCACUCUUAUUAAAGGUCUAUGUCUUAGUGGCCAUGUUCAGAAAGCAUUGCACUUUCAUUACCAUCUUCUGGCAAACGGAUUUCAGUUGAAUCAUGUUAGUUAUGGGACUUUGAUUAAUGGCUUGUGUAAAACCGGGGAAACUAGAGCCGCCCUGCAAAUGUUGAGACAAAUUGAAGGGAAAUUGCUCAACACCGACGUCGUAAUGCAUAACAUAAUCAUUGAUAGUUUGUGUAGAGAUAAAUUUGUAACCAUGCUUAUGACUUAUAUUCUGAAAUGACCGCAAAGGGAAUUUCUCCUAAUAUUGUCACUUUCAAUUCUCUAAUCAAUGGAUUUUGUAUUGUUGGUCAACUGAAAGAAGCAUUUGCUUUGUUUGAUGAAAUGGUAUUAAAAAACAUCACCCCAGAUGU
Molecule: messenger RNA, 1035 nt
Organism: Trifolium pratense (red clover)
Lineage: Eukaryota; Viridiplantae; Streptophyta; Magnoliopsida; Fabales; Fabaceae
Product: putative pentatricopeptide repeat-containing protein At1g12700, mitochondrial
Exons: 1
Coding region: 195-905 (236 amino acids)
Molecular function (GO): protein binding
Source: RefSeq, a predicted model, not a curated record